AUGGUAGGAGUAUGGUCCAGAGGCGUGUGGAACGACAGGAAUAUCGUACGCAGCUGCUUGAGCUGCCACCUUCAAGAUUUCGGUCAUUCCUCCGACCCACAUGACAUCCGGUUGCAAGAUGUCGAUGUUUCUUCCCUCGAUCAACUUUCUGAAGCCGUAACGGGUGUACUCGUGUUCACCAGUGGUCCAUUUCAUGCGAGGGUGUGCUCUCUUCAACAACUCAAAGCCGUCAAAGUCGUCUGGGUGCAAAACUUCCUCAAACCAGUUGAUGUUCAAGUCCUCUGUGGCCGAGGCCAACUCAAUGGCAUAUGGAACAGUCAAAGACAUGUAACAGUCCACCAUAAGAGGGAAGUCGGGGCCCACGGCCUCUCUGUGCUUUCUCAAAAACUCGACGUUUUUCUUGAGUCCGACGUGGCCUUCGUCUGGGCCGUAUGGAAGCGCAACCUUUCCACCCCAGAAUCCCAUCUUCUUGGCAGCCUGUGGGUUGCAUCCAGUGCAGUAGAAGUCGAUCUUCUCCUUUGUGGCUCCGCCAAUCAACUUGUAGACGGGUUCUCCGCGGAUCUUUCCCAAAAGAUCCCAAAGGGCCAAGUCAAUGACAGAAAUCACGGCGAUUGGCAAACCUUUGCGGCCGUAGAACAUGGACGCACGGAACAUCUUGUCCCACAAGAUGUUGUAGUCUCUUGGGUCGGCGCCUUCCAAGAAUCUGAGGAAAUGGUGCUUCACCAACCAACAUGCUGGAGGUCCACCGAAUCCGGUAGCAAAACCUUUGGUUCCGUCAGUGGCCUCGAUCUCAACACAGAAUGA
Messenger RNA from Clavispora lusitaniae ATCC 42720, 804 nucleotides. Lineage: Eukaryota; Fungi; Ascomycota; Pichiomycetes; Serinales; Metschnikowiaceae. The record is from RefSeq and is a predicted model, not a curated record.